AUGGAGUUUGGGGACAAAGAAAGAACCAAAUGGUUCAAUUUUGGUAGAGCUGCUUUAGAUAAAGAACCUUAUUCUGAAAUAGCGACUUCUCCACUCCCGCUGUUUUGGAUUUCAAUUUUCCCGCCCACUUACCGCCCGCCUCCACCGCACACCGCCACGACUGGCGAAGAAAAUACUCCGCAACUUCUCAAGGUCGUGGCAUAUUCUGAACUUGCAAGUUCCAAGAUGAAACCAUUUCAAGUUAACGAUGCUUCAAGAAAACCUAGGAUUCUGCUUGCCGCCAGUGGAAGUGUGGCUGCAAUAAAAUUUGCUAAUCUGUGCCAAAGUUUUUCUCAAUGGGAAGUUCAAGCUGUUGCCACUUCGGCAUCUAUGCGUUUUGUAGACCUAAAAUCAUUUCCCAAGAAUGUGCCCCUUUUCACCGAUCAGGAUGAAUGGUCCGCUUGGACGAAUAUAGGCCACGGAGUGCUACACAUUGAGCUCUGCAGGUGGGCUGAUAUCAUGGUCAUUGCCCCGUUGUCGGCAAACACACUUGGGAAGAUUGCUGGGGGAUUAGGCGAUAACUUGUUGACAUGCAUCGUCCGGGCAUGGGACUAUAGUAAACCACUCUUUGUCUCACCAUCCAUGAACACCUUCAUGUGGAAUAACCCUUUCACAAAACGCCAUCUUGAGGCAAUUGAUAAGCUUGGAAUUUGCCUCAUCCCGCCAGCAACAAAGAAGAUACGCCCAGCUGAUUAUGGGAAGAUAAAAGACAUCUCCAGCGAAGAUUAUGGGAAUGGUGUGAUGGGCGACACGGAGCACAUUUUCUCAACUAUAACAUUCUUCUUUGCGGCAUGGAAAAAAUCAACUGGUGGCAACAUUCAGUGA
Fraxinus pennsylvanica is the source of this 864-nucleotide messenger RNA. Lineage: Eukaryota; Viridiplantae; Streptophyta; Magnoliopsida; Lamiales; Oleaceae. The record is from the annotation of a GenBank genome assembly.